Molecule: messenger RNA, 1251 nt
Organism: Colletotrichum abscissum
Lineage: Eukaryota; Fungi; Ascomycota; Sordariomycetes; Glomerellales; Glomerellaceae
Product: O-methyltransferase
Exons: 3
Coding region: 1-1251 (416 amino acids)
Molecular function (GO): O-methyltransferase activity
Source: RefSeq, a predicted model, not a curated record
AUGGGCUCGGUCCCGGACAAUCUUUCUCAUGGCGUCUCAGUCGACAUGGUAACUCAGCCCAGCAACCCAAAAGAUGUAGCAACGUUGUUGAAUAGCAUCAACACGUUGGGCGCCUCCUCACUCGACAAUGAGCAGAAUCGCCUUAAUCUUCUGAAGCAAGCUCGCCUGCUGGUCCAGGCUCUAGAGACACCCAGAGAGACUAUGAUCAAGCACCUGUGGGCACAGCCUGCCACUGGCUGCGCCAUCGCCUCAGGAGUUGAAUCGGGUCUCUUCGACUUCAUGGCCCGAAAUCCAGGGCCGAAGACCGUAGCCCAACUCGCCGCAGAACUAGACUUCGAGAAAGAUUUACUAGCGCGUUCGAUGAGGCAUCUGGCGUCGACCGGAUAUCUACGCGAGACCGGUGUUGACGAGUACGAGACGAACCACUUUUCGAGAUCACUGACCCUUCCUAUUAUUGGCAGCGCCUACUCUUGCGUAGUCGGCGGCGUCUGGCCUACCUUUUGCAACUUCCCCACGUAUCUCAAGAAGAAUAAGCGGAGAAUGACGCCAGAGAUAGGACCUCUACAAGAUGCCAUUGGCAGUAAGAAGGAUUUUUUCACACAUAUCAUGGAAAAGUACCCCGCCGGCGAGUUUCAGCAGUUCAUGAAAGGAUACGGCCAGGGGAGGAGACUCUGGAUGGACCCGGAUUUCUACCCCGUAGUCGAGCGCCUCGUCAACGGCGCAGAUACCACUUCACCAGACUCGGCGUUCAUUGUCGACAUUGGAGGCGGCAUCGGCCACGACUUAGACGAGUUCUGUCGCAAGCAACCUGCCGCGCCGGGCCGGCAUGUCCUCCAAGACCUCCCUCACGUUCUCUCACAGGCGCAAGUCCAAGAUCUCGACCCCAAGAUUGAGCUUAUGCCGUAUGACUUUAAUACCGAGCAACCAGUCAAGGGCGCGAGGGCGUAUUAUCUCCACUCUGUACUACACGACUGGACAGACGAGGUCUGCGAGAGUAUUCUUGCGCGGGUCAGGGCUGCGAUGAGGGCAGGGUAUAGCAGGCUCUUGAUCAACGAGAACGUUAUACCUUCCAAAGGCGCAGAUUGGCAGGUCACGGCGCUCGACAUGGUUAUGAUGACUGUGUUUGCGUCGAGAGAGAGGACAGAGGAGGAGUGGUAUCAGUUGCUGGAGGGAGCUGCUGGGUUGAGGAUCGUCAAGAUCUGGUCUAGAGGGGAGGGGUCUGAGUCGCUUAUUGAGUGUGAGUUGGCAUGA